GGCACGAGGCCUUAUUUGCCCUCGAGUCUGUCGUCUGCCCGUCGCCGUUCAACUCCGUGGUUCAACAGCUAAGUAAACUUUGACUUGCAGGAAAGGGCGAAAUUACAAUAUUGAAGAACCUAUCAUCUUAGGAAAAAUUCAGAUCCAUACUCCUAAUGAGGUCUAGCUAUGGUUGGUUAUGAUGAAAACGCUUCCAAACGCCUCAGAGACUCUGAAUACGCUGUGGCUGGUGCAACAUCCGGUGGUUUGACAAGAGCUGUAAGCCAGCCCCUUGAUGUUAUCAAAAUUCGCUUUCAGCUGCAGGUUGAGCCCUUGAAAAAAGAUGCAAAUGCUAAGUACUGGAGCGUGUCUCAAGCAUUGCGAAGAAUAAUCCGCGAGGAAGGUGUUACUGCCUUGUGGAAGGGACAUGUACCUGCUCAAGUUCUAUCUAUACUGUACGGUGUGGCUCAGGCAACAUGUUUCGAAGUACUCACCAGAGAAGUGUGGAACAUCGCUCCAGAAUGGAGAAGCAGUCAUCAGAGACCUAUAGUGCACUUUGUUUGUGGUGGUGCUGCAGGAAUAUUCGCCGCUGUUGUUUCAUUUCCGUUUGACGUGGUUCGGACAAGAUUAGUUGCCCAAGGCAAAUUGAAGGUUUAUUCAAGUACCAGUCAUGCUGUCAGAGAGAUUCUUAAGAAAGAGGGCCAGAGAGGAUUGUUUAGAGGUUUAGCUCCAGUUUUAAUUCAGAUGGCUCCUCAUUCUGGAAUACAGUUUGCUACUUACACGGCACUUAUGAAGCUCACAUCAUCAAAAGAAGAAGAAAAGCCUGCUGUUGAGCGUAGCUUAAUUAUAGGAGCACUUGCAGGAGCAGUGUCUAAGUCUGCUGUGUAUCCCUUGGACUUGGCCAAGAAGAGACUGCAGGUGAUUGGUUUUGAGGCCGCCCGUCUUGAUUUUGGACAGACUUUCUCCACAUCAGGACUUUUCCAUUGCAUUAGGAAAAUUGUUAAGACUGAAGGGAUUUUAGCCCUUUAUAAAGGGUUGUGGCCUAGUACUAUCAAAGCUGGAGUGGUAUCAGCACUGUAUUUCACAUUUUAUGAGAAUACUUGUGCAUUGAUGCUUAGACUUAAGUAAAUUAUUCUAGUAAGAUAAAUUAUUUUUUCAUUGAGGUCUAGUCAAGUGGUAUACACAUUUAAUAAAAGUGAUCUGUUAA
Messenger RNA from Thrips palmi, 1186 nucleotides. Its product is annotated as mitochondrial thiamine pyrophosphate carrier-like. Gene Ontology annotation, cellular component: mitochondrial inner membrane. Gene Ontology annotation, molecular function: thiamine transmembrane transporter activity. The transcript has 7 exons. NCBI's taxonomy places the organism in Eukaryota, Metazoa, Arthropoda, Insecta, Thysanoptera, Thripidae. Gene Ontology annotation, biological process: thiamine pyrophosphate transmembrane transport. The coding region runs from base 169 to 1107 and encodes 312 amino acids. The record is from RefSeq and is a predicted model, not a curated record.